UGACAGCCUAUCGUAAUUUGCACGCCUCUGUUGAAAACUCUUUUUAAUGUAAUGUAUAAAAUAAAAGAAAAAAAUGAAAACGGUCAUUUAAAUUGAGAGUGUAAUCAAGGCAGAUUGGGCAGCAGCGUCGUCGUCGCGUCACACCUUUAUUUUUUGUCGGCGAGAGCAGCAGUAGCGCGUAGAAUUUGGAGCAGCCAGCAGCGAAAUACAGGAAUUGGAAUCCCAAUCAGCAGGCGACUAUAAAGGGGCAGCAACAAUAACAACAAUUCCAAUUCAACUACGCACCCAUUAACACCCGCCCCCCGUCCUUGCCACCCCAUAGCCCCGCCCCCUAACCCCGCACGCCCCUCGAACGCCCGCACUUUUGGCACAAACACAGAGGCACACUAAAAAAAAACACCAAAACACAUAUAUACUUAUCAUCCGAGCGACAAAAAACCGACCGCAUUUAUCAUCCGCACAUCGCACAUCGCAUUGUUUGCUAUUGUUGUCUGCUCCGAUUUGCACGCGAAGGAGCAGACAAAGAGGACGCGCCGAGGAGGAGGAGAAGGAGGAGGUGCAGGAGGUGGAGGAGACGGCGACAAAGGAUCCGAGGCAUCCAGUAUCCUGCAUCUAUGGGUCAAAAGACGAGCACUCCGGCGACCAGUGGCCAGCAGAGCCCUCGCUCCAGGACAUUUUCGAGUAGCUCAACGGGAGCUGCGGACUCCACGCAGCAGCAGUCGAAUCCCGGCCAGAAUCGCGGUGGUCAGAAUGACGGCGGCCAGGGAUUCAAUCUGCUGCGCACUCCGCCCGUCCUGCAGGUGUACCACAACCAGAACUCCACGUCCAUUGACCGUCAGCGGGCGCGGAGUCUGAGCUCUGUGCCGGACAUCCAGCAGCAGGCGGCCCAGCAGCAGCAGGUGGGCUCGAUCACCUCGUCUGGGAGCAGUCCGCACUCGCAUCCGCACGCGGCACACGGCCACCCGGCUGUGGGGGUUUCCGUGUCGGCGAAUGCCAAUGAGAAUAGCCACAGUAGCUUCCCGGCGGCCGGGAACAACAAUGGAUCCGCCACGCAGCCCUACAUGCAGCAGAGGCGCACCCUCGGCGAUUCCAUACGGGACAUGACAAUGACCGGCGGCAAUAUCGCCGAGAGCAUCGCUCUGGCCGCUUCCGCCACGUCCGCCAAUGGGAUCGGCCGUGUCUACACGGCCACCUCGCUUCCAUCGCACAUUUGGUCCUUCAAUGGUAUCAAAUGCCCUGUGUGCAAUAAGUUUGUGUUGCCGGACGACAUUGAAUGCCAUUUAGUCAUGUGCCUAACGAAACCACGACUCUCAUAUAACGAGGAUAUUUUGUCGGACGCCAAGGGCGAGUGCGUCAUCUGCCUUGAAGACCUGAGUCCGGGGGACACCAUCGCCCGGCUGCCUUGCCUCUGCAUAUAUCACAAAGGAUGCAUCGACCGUUGGUUUGAGGUGAAUCGCUCCUGUCCCGAGCAUCCUGGAGAUUAGUAAUCCUCGCCAGAGCUCGCCAAGUUGUUUGUGUGGUGCGUUAUGCAAGCGAGGAGAGGUAUUGGAGCUGGAAUGGAACUGGAACUGGGCAGCUAGUAGCGGUGCGAAGAAGGGUUUAAUCUCUGGCUGCUCAACACCCCGAGCUGGAGCUGGAGCUUGAAAAAAGCGUGUAAAGGAUAUAGGAUAUAGGAUGGGAGAGGCUAUGCCACAAAAUGCGGAUCUAAAAAGUGGGAUUGAGCAAUCGAUCACUUGACCUACCGACCGACCGAUCGACUGCUGAUGGAACCCAAAAACACACACAAAUCAAUUGAAACAAAUUAAUUUACAAUGCUAAACUGGCAACAUAAUAAUAAUAAUAAUACACAAAGAAAAAAUCAAAUAACAAAAUCAACCAACCCACAAAAACUACAACAACAAGAAGCAACAACCAGAAGAUUAAGAAGAUGGGAGGAGUGUAAAGCGAAGCAACCAACCAACCAACAAAAGAAUGUCAACCAAUGUGAUGUUAAAUUUUAUAUUUUGUACUAUGGAUAAUGAUGUAAUUGUAAUUGUAAUGUAUAUGUAUGUAUUUAUUAUUUUAAACAGGACUAAAAUAGGAUAAAC
Drosophila rhopaloa is the source of this 2087-nucleotide messenger RNA. RefSeq names its product E3 ubiquitin-protein ligase znrf2. The transcript is spliced from 7 exons. The coding region runs from base 615 to 1484 and encodes 289 amino acids. The record is from RefSeq and is a predicted model, not a curated record. NCBI's taxonomy places the organism in Eukaryota, Metazoa, Arthropoda, Insecta, Diptera, Drosophilidae.